Molecule: messenger RNA, 276 nt
Organism: Aureobasidium vineae
Lineage: Eukaryota; Fungi; Ascomycota; Dothideomycetes; Dothideales; Saccotheciaceae
Source: the annotation of a GenBank genome assembly
AUGCCCGGCGGCGACGACCUCUACGAUGACGCUACAGAGAUCGACGACGGUCUGGUUGAGAUGUUCAUGAUUGUUGGCCUGGCUGCCAUGCUUGCUUUUCUGGUAUACUAUCGCCAGCAGAGACAGCAGGAAGCAAGACGCAGAACAGAGCAACAGGGUCAGCAGCAAGGAGGAGAUGUGGAUGCUGCACCACCGCAACAGCAAGAUCAAGGCUUCUUCCCACCACCGGGAGAGCCCGAGUUUGCCAAUUGGGUUGCUGGAGGAGUGGGCCACUGA